AUGCUCACCCAGCAGUACUACAAGCACUAUAACAGCAUCUCAGAGGUCAAGUGGGGUUACAUCCUCCACGGCAUCGGCUACUCGUUCUUGGUAACAAGCGUGCUAUCCUUCCUUGCCAUUGUCCACGCCAACGCCAACGGACUCGGAGAUGCCACGUCCAAAGGCUACAAGAGGCCAUGGGUACUGCGCAUCUUGCACCUCGUCAACGUCGGUGCUCUCGUUCUCCUGAUCACCGGCUACUCGAAGAGCGGAGACGUGUUCGACGGCGCUCACCCCGACGCCAAGCUCGACAGCAAGGCUCACAUCGGAGACAUCAUCUACUGCGGCAUCACCGUCGUCCUCUUCGGCUACUGUUCCGUGCUCUUCCCCAAGACUACAGGCAAGGACAAGAAGAUCCUGGCACGCGUCUUCCUCGGCCUGGUUUUCAUGGCGAUUCGUUGCGGUUAUGCUACCUGGCACACAUAUCGGGUGCCCUUCUUGGGUGUCAACACUUGGGUCAAGCUUGGUCUCGACUACAUUCCCGAGGUGCUGGCCGUGUUGGCUUUCGUCACCAUCGCCUUCGUGGGCCGUGACCAGGACGCCUACACUUCGUCAAAGCACUACCAGUUUGCGCAUCCCGGUCCCGGCUAUGCUUGA
Messenger RNA from Pseudozyma hubeiensis SY62, 636 nucleotides. RefSeq lists its product as hypothetical. The coding region runs from base 1 to 636 and encodes 211 amino acids. The transcript has a single exon. The record is from RefSeq and is a predicted model, not a curated record. NCBI's taxonomy places the organism in Eukaryota, Fungi, Basidiomycota, Ustilaginomycetes, Ustilaginales, Ustilaginaceae.